Panicum hallii is the source of this 2661-nucleotide messenger RNA. RefSeq names its product G-type lectin S-receptor-like serine/threonine-protein kinase At2g19130. Lineage: Eukaryota; Viridiplantae; Streptophyta; Magnoliopsida; Poales; Poaceae. Gene Ontology annotation, molecular function: ATP binding; protein serine/threonine kinase activity. The transcript is spliced from 2 exons. The coding region runs from base 50 to 2470 and encodes 806 amino acids. Gene Ontology annotation, biological process: recognition of pollen; protein phosphorylation. The record is from RefSeq and is a predicted model, not a curated record.
CGGCGGCCGGAGACGAGCUCCGUGGUCAUCGCACCACCGACGAUCGACCAUGGCCACGGCGGAGCUCUCCCCGCGCGUGUUCUUGCCGUGCUUCCUGCUGGUGAUGAUCUGCUUGCGUCCGCCGCUGUUGAGGGCGGCGCGCGCGCCCGACACCGUGUCACGAGACCGGCCGCUCUCCGGCGGCCGCAGGCUGGUUUCCCGGGGAGGCAAAUUCGCAGUGGGGUUCUUUCAGCCGGAUGAUACAGCACCUGACAGAUGGUACCUUGCUAUCUGGUACAAUAAGAUCUCGAAGCACACACCUGUGUGGAUAGCAAAUCGUGCAAGGCCAAUCUCCAAUCCAGAGUCCUCAGAGUUGACAAUAUCAAACGAUGGCAACAUGGUAUUGCUUGACCGGCUCCAGCCUCCUAUCUGGUCGACUAACAUCACCAGUAAUAUUUCCAACUCCACGGUCGGUGUCAUCCUCGACACAGGCAACUUUGUGCUGGCACCUUCAUCCAAUACCACCAAUUUCCUAUGGCAAAGUUUCAAUGAACCAACCCAUGUGUGGCUUCCAGGAGCAAAGUUUGGACGGAACAAAGUCAUUGGUCACAACACACGCAUCAUCUCGUGGCAGAGUUCCGUUGAUCCAUCUCUAGGGUAUUAUACCCUUGCGAUCGACCCAGAUGGCAGCAACCAGUUUGUCCACAAAUGGAACAACUCUGAGAUCUACUGGGCAACGGGGAAAUGGACUGGCAGUAUGUUUGCUGGAAUGCCUGAGAUGGCUUCGUACCCUAAAGCAUUAGUAGCCUAUGAAUUUGUAGAUAAUGAUCAGGAGAGCUACUUCAUAUACCAUAUUAAUGAAACCAUGCUUACAGGCAUGUUUCUGAUGGAGGCCUCAGGUCAGGUCAAGGGUGUAGCAUGGCUGGAGAGUGUGCAAGACUGGGUGCCGUUCUUUGCAGUGCCAAAAGCACAGUGCAGUGUGUAUUUUGUUUGUGGUUCUUUCGCCAUGUGUACUGAGAAUACAUUCACUUUCUGCAGCUGUCUCAGGGGCUUCAAUAAGCAGCUUGAAGGAAACUGGCUUUAUGGCAAUCCCAGAGGUGGGUGCAUGAGAAAUGCUAGGCUACAGUGUGGUGCCAAUAGCUCAAAGGAUGCAGAAACCGACAGCUUCUAUACACUUGCUAUUGCAAACCUACCUGACAAGGCUUGGAGUGUUGUAGCUGUUAGCGCUGAUGGAUGUAAGCAGGCUUGUCUGGACAAUUGUUCUUGUGUUGCUUAUUUCUAUGAUGAUAACUGUUCUUUAUGGUAUGGAGACUUAAUAAACCUGGUGUCUCCUGAUGGUUCAACGGGACACAUUAUCCAUGUCAAGCUUGCUGCAUCUGAGUUCUUUUCAGCCUCAACAAAGACAGGCAAGGCAUUGGUUGUGUGGGCUUUAAUUGGUGGAGCUAUCCUUAUUGUCAUCAUUGUGACUGUAGGUGUAUAUUUGGUUCCCAUGAAGAUCUAUAAUAAGAGGAAUAACAUUGAGGGUUCUUUGGUUGUAUUCAGUUUUAGGCACCUACGGACCGUGACAAAAAACUUCUCAGAGAGAUUGGGCAAAGGGUCUUUUGGUUCAGUGUAUAAAGGAAUAUUACCUGAUGGGACACUAGUUGCUGUGAAGAAGCUUGACGGCCUUUCUCAGGGAGAGAAGCAAUUCCGAGCUGAAGUUAGUACAAUAGGCACCAUUCAGCAUGUGAAUCUAAUUCGGUUGCUCGGCUUUUGCUCGGAGCGGUCAAUGAAGAUGCUAGUGUAUGAGUAUAUGCCAAAUGGGUCCUUGGAACGAAACAUUUUUGCAAGCACUCCAGUGGAACUGAGCUGGAAUGUUAGGUUCCAAAUUGCUCUCGGCAUUGCCAAGGGGUUAUCUUAUUUGCACGAGGAAUGUAGGAGCUGCAUCAUACACUGUGAUAUAAAGCCAGAGAACGUGCUCCUGGACGCCUCUUUCAUGCCAAAAAUAGCAGAUUUUGGGCUUGCCAAGCUUGUUGGGAGGGAUUUCAGCCGGGUGUUGACGACCAUGAGGGGUACUGUAGGCUAUCUUGCUCCUGAAUGGAUAAGCGGCACAGCCAUCACUGUGAAGGCAGAUGUUUUUAGCUUCGGUAUGAUGCUUUUCGAGAUCAUAUCAGGGAAAAGGAACUCAGCUUGGUACGAGCAAGGUAUGGAGACGUUCUUCCCUGUACUGGUGGCAACAAGACUCCAUGAAGGUGACAGCGCGGCCUUGUUCGAUUCUGAGCUGAUGCAAGGUGCUAACUUGCAAGAAUUGGAGAGGGCAUGCAAGGUCGCCUGUUGGUGCGUACAGGACGAUGAGAAUACAAGGCCAGCGAUGGGAGAAAUUGUUCAGAUCCUGGAAGGAUUACUAGACAUCAACUUGCCGCCUAUUCCCUGCUACUUGCAAGUUCUUGCCGAGCGCUCCAAUGCAAGUUCUCUUCAGUCCAGGCAUCGUAUUAGAAUCAAUCUCGGAUGAUAGCUAUGUACUGUGAGUAGAUUUAAGAACCCUACAAAUAUUAUGACAUAUGUUGAAAAAACUACGAGUUCUAGGGCGCAUGUUACAAAAACUUAUGACUAUUUUGACAACUUGUUGAAAACAGUUUUGCUCCUGUGGUCCUCUCCAUGGAAAUUUGUAUAGAGGUUAAAGCAAACCGGCUAUUUAUUAAA